Messenger RNA from Meloidogyne enterolobii, 294 nucleotides. NCBI's taxonomy places the organism in Eukaryota, Metazoa, Nematoda, Chromadorea, Rhabditida, Meloidogynidae. The record is from the annotation of a GenBank genome assembly.
AUGAGUGUUAUAUUGUUAACACAACAUUUAUUUUGCAAAGAAUUAAGAAUCCCGCGUAAUAAUUCACAUUAUUUGGUCUUGAUGAGGAAUCCCGCUGGUUCCCUACAGAUUAAAAACCUUGCUACCCAAUUAUUCCCCACGCGAUCAAAAUACUUUCUAGAAUCGUAUGCCGAUGCGACAAAGGAAAUGUUCGGUUAUCUAUUAGUUGAUCUUCACCCAAGUACCCCAGAAAAGCUUCGUCUCAGAACACAUAUAUACAAUGAAAGUGAAACAAUAGUUUAUGUUCCAAAAUGA